AUGCAGGUGCAGACGCCGUUCUCUAAUCCCUCCAACCAUGUACCCAUGUUUCAGUCCGUCAAUGGACAGUCCAUGCCAGUAUCACCACAGAAGGACCAGUGGAUGGCUGCCAAUCUCAAAGACCCCAAGCGGAUGCGUCCCGCCAGCCCUACCAUCCGCUCGCACAACGAACUUCGAAGAGGUGAUGGCAUCCGCAAGAAGAACGCACGCUUUGACAUCCCUGCUGAGCGCAACCUCAACAACAUCGACAAGUUGAUCCAGCAGUCGACGGAUGAACAAGAGAUCAAGGAGCUGAAGCAACAAAAGAGACUGUUACGAAACCGACAAGCAGCUCUCGACUCUCGACAACGCAAGAAGCAACACACUGAACGUCUCGAGGAUGAGAAGAAGCAUUAUACUGCCCUCAUCGGCGAGAUGGAGGAAGAGAUGCAGGAGCUCAAGGCACAGAUGGAGCAACUCUUGCGAGAGAAGCAGCAGGACUUUGAAGUCAUCCAGACCCUGAAGUUCGAGAAGGAAGAGAUGAUGCGCACGCAUACCAUCGAGUCCGGCGAACUACGCAAGAAGAUUGGCGUUCUCACGAACCAUGUCCAGACACUUGAAUCUGCUGCCAUGUCAACCGCCCCAGCGGUCGCCAAUACCUCCAGCUAUCCUAACGCCUCCUUUGGCGACAUGGAUGGCCUCACCAUGGAUGGUUCUUGGGACAACAUGGGUUUCCUCAACGACUUCCCCAUGGAACAAGACGUCAAGGCUGAAAUGCAAAUGGUCCCUGUUAAGAAGCCUGAGGUGCAGUUACCUGCCGACACUGAAAAGCCCGCCAACCAGGGCGGUCUUCUCUUCAUGCUUUUCCUCGUCGGUGCAUUCGUCCUCUCGAGCCGACAGCCAAGCAUCCCGCGCGUUUCCGAGGAUGUUCGCGCUGGGGCUGCCACGCUUCUUGAAAAUGUUCUCAAGGAUGCCGGUGUUUCGCAGAGUGCAUCCAGUGGUCUGGAUAAUGUUGCUGCCCAGCCUUCUAGCACUGGCUGGGCCGCGGCUCCUGUCCCUUCGAUGCAGGUCAUGACUGGCCUCAAUGGCGUCGCCCCCUCCAUGCUUGGAGAUCUUUCCGACAGCUUGACACAACCAACUCAGGAACAGACCAACGAGCAGCUAUUCUCACUGACACCAGCCCAAUAUAACGGUAUCAAUUCCCAGGAUUUUCUACACAAUGCUCCAGAGCGCACCACAAGCCAAGGCCGACGCAACCUCGCCGAUGCCCUUGCAUCGAUGCGCAGCAACAACAAAGCACAAGUUUACACGCGGUCUCUCCUCUGGGACCAGAUCCCAAGUGAUGUUGUUCGCAGCUUCGCUAAGAUGGUCGCCGAGUGCAAUAGCCCCGGCGCAACGACAGGCAAUGACGCCGAAACAUGA
Phaeoacremonium minimum UCRPA7 is the source of this 1401-nucleotide messenger RNA. Its product is annotated as putative bzip transcription factor protein. The transcript is spliced from 2 exons. Gene Ontology annotation, biological process: regulation of DNA-templated transcription. Lineage: Eukaryota; Fungi; Ascomycota; Sordariomycetes; Togniniales; Togniniaceae. The coding region runs from base 1 to 1401 and encodes 466 amino acids. Gene Ontology annotation, molecular function: DNA-binding transcription factor activity. The record is from RefSeq and is a predicted model, not a curated record.